AUGAUUAAAUAAGUACCUAAAGUAAUUGGUCAGCAUUAACAACAUCCUUAAAAUUAGUCCAAUUCUCAAUCUAAGAACAAACAAGGUCUAAAGUAAUUUAAAAACGCCAAUUAAUAACAACAAUAAACUUUGCCCAAAUAAUAAGCCCUGAGAUAUUUCAAUUAAUAAACAUUUUUUAGCAUAAUAGUGUUUUUGAAAGCAGAUGAGAUUAUGGAAUUAAGAUUGGUUUGCAGACUAUUUAACAAAUUAUUUAUGCAUAGUGCUCCUGAAUUAUUGGAAUAUUUAGAUUAGAGAGAUUUGAAUCAAUAGAAAAAUUAAAACCAAAAUCAAUAACGUUUAGUAUUACCAAGAUUAAAAGAUGUGAACAUAAAUACAAUACGAGAGAAUUUACAGAAUAAAACUAUGUAUGCUUAUGUUGAAAAAUUACUCAAGGACAAUCUUUUCAGUAUAGAGUUAAUUUUUGAUGUUAUUACUUGGGAUUUACCACCUUGGAGAAAAGCCAAGUUCACAUUUCCUUUAAAAGUCAAAACCAUAAUUGAGAAGUAUGAUUUCAAUCUUUAUAAUCUGAAUGAUCAGCAGAUACAAUUGAUUAAUUAAAGGUAGAAUCACAAAUUUACACCUUUUAUAUUAUAUAAUGAGGAUUUUGAAGAUAUUUUGCAAUAUGCAAAGAAUUUAAUGCAGGUGGCUGCCUUCGAAGAUUAUAAGUAUUUCUGUGACUGGUAUGAGAUUGAAAAAGAAAACGAAUAAUUGUAAAAACUAAGAGACUUACUGAGAAGUAAUAGUUUACAGUAAAAAUGA
Paramecium octaurelia is the source of this 798-nucleotide messenger RNA. Lineage: Eukaryota; Ciliophora; Oligohymenophorea; Peniculida; Parameciidae. The record is from the annotation of a GenBank genome assembly.